AUGUUUGUAUUAAGACAAUGUCUCACUUUAGGGACCAAAUCAUCAAUUAGAAAUUUUUCUGCACUACAAAUUUGGUUAAUUUAACAAUCAAUGAAGACACAGGCGUUGCCAUUAUGGAAUUGAAUAAGCCACCUGUAAACAGCCUUAAUUAUGAACUUUUGGAAGCAAUGCAUCGCACAUUGGUCAAGCUAGAGAACGAGAAGUGCCCCGGAAUGAUCCUUACAUCUUCCUCACGAAGCACCUUCAGCGCUGGUCUGGAUCUUCUAGAGAUGUAUAAACCUACUGUUGAUAAAGCAAGGAGAUUCUGGAGUAUGUUACAAAAUACAUGGAUUAAGCUGUACUCUACUCCUUAUCCAACCGUCGCUGCCAUAAAUGGACAUAGCCCAGCUGGAGGUUGCCUUCUUGCUAUGAGCUGUGAACACAGGAUUAUGGUACCCGAUAAAAUGAUAGGAUUAAACGAAACACAACUGGGAAUAGUUGCUCCACAAUGGUUUCAAGACUGUAUGAGGAAUAUUAUUGGAGAAAGGCAGGCCGAGAAAGCACUCAUUGCCGGUAGAAUGUUUACAUCUGAAGAAGCUUUGAAGAUUGGACUCGUUGAUGAACUAGCAACUGAUAAAGAAGAUCUCAUGCAGAAGGCACAUGACUUUUUGGACGAACAAAUGGGACUCCCACCUCUGGCUAGAAGUGUUGUGAAAGUUGGUUUUCGGAAGGACACUCUCAGUAAGUUAAUCAACGGCAGGGAAGCAGAUAUUAAAAUGUUUCUUGAUAAUGUUUUCCAGCCAAAAGUUCAAGAAAGUUUAGAAAAUUACAUUCAAAUGCUCAAGAAAAAAUAA
Messenger RNA from Nezara viridula (southern green stink bug), 833 nucleotides. The record is from the annotation of a GenBank genome assembly. NCBI's taxonomy places the organism in Eukaryota, Metazoa, Arthropoda, Insecta, Hemiptera, Pentatomidae.